Messenger RNA from Phialemonium atrogriseum, 849 nucleotides. RefSeq lists its product as uncharacterized. Lineage: Eukaryota; Fungi; Ascomycota; Sordariomycetes; Cephalothecales; Cephalothecaceae. The record is from RefSeq and is a predicted model, not a curated record. Bases 1 to 849 code for a protein of 282 amino acids. The transcript has a single exon.
AUGCCCCUCCCCGCCCUCCAAUCCUACCUCCCCAACCUCCAACACCCCUCCACCCGCACCACCCUAGCCGCAACCGCAACAGCCCUAACCAUCCUCCUCCUGCCCCCCCUCCUCGCCCGCGCCAUCCGCUCCUACAACGGCUUCAUCGCCCUCGGCCCAGGCGGCAUCCCCCACAACCUAGCCGGCUGGCUAGCACAGGCCUGUCUUCGCCCCUUCGCCCGCUCCGACCUCUCCGACGCGUCCCACUACUCCCGCCCGCCCGUGCUGGCCGCGUCGGGCCCGCUGACCGGCAGCUCGUUCCUCGGAUCAUCAUCGCCGCUGCCCGAGAGGAGGGGCGGCCCGCCCGUGGUUCCGGGAUACGUCGCGCCGCAGAGGCAGGUCACGGAGCGGGCGGGCGCGGAGACGAGGGCGCGCAUGGAGGCGUUCGUGGGGGCCGUUGCGGGGGAGAAUCAGGGGGUGCUGGAGGUUGCGCCGUCGGGGCUCGAGGGGGCGUGGAUGCCGGCGCUGUGGCUGCGUGGGGCGCCGGGCCGCCGCCGGGGUUCCGUGCCGGGGUUCUUGGGGAUGACGAAGGGGGAGAUUGUGCAUGUGCAUGAUGAGGGGAGCACGCAUGUUACGCUCAGCCCGGCGGAUGCGGCGGAGGUUCUGAGGAAGGGGUGGGGAUUGAGGCAUCCCAUGAGUGGUGUGAGGGGGUGGCUGCCGUGGAGUUAUGUGUUGGUGUAUGCCCCCCGGGACCGCGAGGAGUUUGAGGUCUGGAUGCGGCUGGUGGUGGCGAGCUGCUCGUUUGUGGUGUCUAGCGCCCACGGGCAGGCGAAGGAAAUCAAGUAUGUGUGGGAAGACAGUGAAUGGUAG